CACGCGUACCACGUCUCGCGCUGCUGGGAGUUUCAGUACCGAGACUUCACUUCACCGUCUGCACCUUUACGACGCUCAAGGACAGAUAGACCCAGUGUGGUGGUGUUUUUUAAAUAAAGUGAAGGAAAGCAAGAGAGGAAGAAUUAGGUCAUCGCGCUCUGGUCGAAGUGUUUGGCUCAUCAUGAAGAUGUGCAUGAUAACGCCGAUGCUUUUGCUUGUGCUCUUCGGGCAGUGCGGCAGCCUGGCUGGUAAAGUGAAUAAACACAAGCCAUGGAUCGAGACGUCCUACCAUGGUGUCAUCACCGAGAACAUGGACACCGUCCUGUUAGACCCUCCUCUUGUUGCCUUGGACAAAGACGCCCCUGUCCCCUAUGCAGGAGAGAUCUGUGCUUUUAAGAUUCAUGGGCAGGAGGCCCCGUUUGAGGCAGAGGUGUUAAACAGGACAUCAGGCGAAGGGGUGCUGAGGGCGCGAGGCCCCAUCGACUGUGAGCAGCAGAAGGAGUACACCUUCAUCAUCCAGGCCUACGACUGUGGAGCCAGCCCGAGUGGAGCCAAUUGGAAGAAGAGCCACAAGGCAGUGGUACAUAUCCAGGUGGAUGAUGUAAAUGAGUUCUCCCCAGUGUUCAGGGAGCCACUGUACCAUGCCACGGUAACCGAGGGCAAGAUCUACGACAGUAUCCUGCAGGUGGAGGCUUGGGACCAGGACUGCUCUCCACAGUACAGCCAAAUCUGCAACUAUGAGAUUGUAACACAGGAUACACCCUUUGCUAUUGAUCGCAAUGGCAACAUCAGGAACACAGAGCGACUGAGCUACGACAAACAGCAGCACUACAAAAUCUUGGUGACCGCGUACGACUGUGGCCAGAAAAGGACAACGGAAAGUGUUCCGGUUCAUAUUGACGUCAAGCCAGUUUGCAAGCCUGGGUGGCAAGGUUGGAACAAGCGUGUGGAUUACGAACCUGGAACAGGUAGCAAGCAGCUUUUUCCCAAAAUGCACCUGGAGACAUGUGAUGGACCUUUAUCUUCUGUGCGAGCCAUGGUGGAGCUACAGACCAGCCAUAUUGGGAAGGGCUGUGACAGAGAAACCUAUUCUGAGAAGUCUCUGCAGAAGCUCUGCGGAGCAGCCUCAGGCAGCACAGACCUUCUCCCGGCCCCCAGUGCAGCCACCAAUUGGACAGCUUCCUUGCUGAUGGACAGCGGGCGAGACAGUGACCUCAUCUUCCGAUUUGAUGGUCGACAGGCAGCCAAUAUCCCGGAGUGGGUUGUGCCACAAAACCUGACAGAUCAGUUUACCAUAGCAACGUGGAUGAAGCACGGGCCAAGUCCUGGGCUGAGAGCGGAGAAGGAGACAUUGCUCUGUAACUCAGACAAAACUGAGAUGAAUAGGCAUCAUUACUCUUUAUACGUGCACAACUGCCGCUUGGUGUUUCUACUGAGACGAGACUUUAUUCAGUUGGACUCCUUCAGGCCAGCUGAGUUUCACUGGAAACUGGAGCAGAUCUGUGAUAAAGAAUGGCAUUACUACGUUAUCAAUGUGGAGUUUCCUUCAGUGACGCUUUUCGUAGAUGGAGUGACAUAUGAACCCUACCUGGUGACGGACGACUGGCCCAUCCACCCCUCUGAGAUCGACGUACAGCUUACUGUAGGUGCCUGCUGGCAAGGAGGAGAGGUGACCACCCCACGGUUCACACAGUAUUUCCGUGGAAGCCUCUCAGGCCUGACAAUCCGGCCAGGGAAGAUUGCAACUCAAAAGGUGAUCUCCUGCUUACAGGCCUGUAAGGAGGGCCUGGACAUCAGCUCUCUAGAGAGUCUAGGCAAAGGCAUAAAGUUCCACUUCAAUCCAGCUCAGUCAGUGCUGGUGAUGGAAGCAGAUGACUUGGAGAGCAUCAACACAGCCAUGACCAAAGUCUCCUACAUCAACUCUCGGCAGUUUCCCACUCCCGGUCUGCGCAAACUUCACAUAACCACCACAGUACAAUGUUUCGGUGAAGACACAUGCAUCUCCAUUCCAGACAUAAAGGCGAUGGUGAUGGUGUUGCCACCCAGCGAACCUCGGAUCACCAUCACUGGGGUGGAGCGGCUGGUUUGGCCCGUGGCUCAGCUCCGAGCCCCUGGUGGGGUGGCCCUGUUCAAGGACAUACACAUCAUUAGUACCGUCACCAAGACCGACACUACCCUCAGCAUAGCCCGGAGACCUGGUGUUCUGGAGUUUAUGCAUAACCUAGAUUAUUGUGAUGUGCUCGUGAUCGGAGAGGAAAUGGACCUGGAGCGUGAGAGUCUGGAGAUUCACCACAGCUCUCUCUUAGGCAAACAUCUGGACGCCACCAACUCUACCUCUGGCAUCUCCAUUUAUGGUGUGGACUCCAUGGCACAUUAUGAACAGGCCAUCAGACAGGUGAGGUACCGUAACUGGAACACUGGCAGUCUGUCCGAGAGAAGGUUCCGGCUCAGUUGCUCUGAACUGAAUGGACGCUACACAAGCAAUGAGUUCAACUUGGAGAUCGGAAUUGUUCACAGCUCAGAGGCCGCGGGACAUGUCAAUCACAUGGCUGUCCAAUCCCAGUACAUGAGACCUGUGCAUCAUCCACUGGUGGUGCAUACUGUUAACUCUGACCACAUCUCAGGAACCCCUCCUGCUGCAACAGUGGUAAUUGUGGUGUGUAUUGCCGCCCUGGUGGUCAUUGUGGUCUUUGGCAUCUACCGGAUCCACAUCACCCACCAGGAGGGUUCAAAAGAAGACGAGGAGGCAAGAAAGGACUCAGAGAUGGACUGGAACAACUCCAAUCUUAAUAUCACAGUAAAUCCCAUGGAGAGCAUUGAUGGAACACAGAAUGCUGAUGAGGUUAGGGAGGAGGAGCCAGAGGAAGAGGAGGAUGAAGAGGACGAUAAUGAUGAUGAACUGGCAGGAGAUCUCUCAAGUGCUGAAUCCGAGGACAGUGAUGAAGAGGAAGAGACUGACAUUCAGAAGGGAAAAGUUAAGGGAAGACUGGAGUGGGACCCCUCUACGUUACCCUACUAAAACACACGCACACACAGCCACUCUACACACAAAUGCAUACACAUUCAGACAAGCAAGCACAUUCACAUGCAGACAUAGACUUGUACACACACACACACACACACACAAACAAACACACACACACUUAAUGCCCUCUCACACUUACAGAAGCCAGAAAUAAUUGCCUGAAAAGCUGUCACUCAUCAGUCAUUGCAAUGAGAAACCCUGAUUUUGACAUGCUUUCCAACACCCAUAAAAAGCAUCUCUAAUUCUAUGGCUCCCUCUGUUGGCCAAUAUUUGGAAUUGCACCACUCGUUCCAAACGUUGCAAAGCCUGUUUGUUCUUCAAUAGGUAUAAGCUAUAGUGUCUCAGCAGUUCUGCAAAAAGCCUAUAUAAAACCAACACAAUGCAGUUAAUUGUGAACAUAUGAAUCAACAUCUCUGGGAUAUAUUUUUUAAAAACCUUAUUCUUUUUUUGUGUGUGUGUUUCUUGUUGUUUAAUCAGAAUAUGUUCUAACAUCAUGAUGUUUUCUCCCUUUCUGAAAUACUAAACUGUAAUAUUUGACAGCGUGUGGCUAUGCCUUCGCCAUUUGUUGUUUGUUAUCUUCAGAGUAACACCUAAUAUUGCACUGAUGUGCAAUAGUAAAUACCCAAAGUUGUUUUUUGCAAUGAAAGUAAAAGUAUAUACAGUACAUAAUAAUGAUAUUUUCCUCAUUUGAAAUAUAGCAAAUAUGUUUAAUUUAGAUCCUCAGAGAGAUUUUGAUUAAAGCAGUUCUCUUUAAGCAAAAAUAUGUCAUAAUGAGAUGACAUUUAAAAAAUACUUUUUUAAUAGUUUUUUUUUUUUUUCUCUCUCUCUCUGUUUGGGUUCUUGGUGGUAAGAAGGAGAAAGAGUGUCUGUACAUUUUUAUAUGCCUGUCUUCUGUAAAUAGGGAACUGUAGAGUAGUUGAAUGGUGACUCAGACUCCUCACGUCCUCCUGCAUAUAUACACACAGCCUGUUUGUGUCCACACUUGCUUGCUGAAAAGGAAGGGUUCUUCCUUCUUCUGUCUGUGUUGAUCUCUCUCUUUUAUCGUUCAUGUCUCACCUCAACUGUUGAUGGGUUCUUCCUCACUCCACCUCAAAUAGAAAAACAAAUCUAAACAGACUUAAAACAAGAUAAUAUUAAUUUAGAAGCAAAGUUGUGUAAGAUAAGACAUGGUUUAAAGCAAGGGGUAAGCCAGCAAAUUACUUUUGGGUGGGCCUCAAUAAAAAUGAAUGCCAAAUUUUUUUUUUUUUUACCAAAUUUUCCUUAAUAACAGAAAGGCACAUUCAAAUUGUGCCACCCACCCCACCCCACAGACACACACGCACACUUUCAGAAAUCAGAAUUUAUGCAUUUUUCCAACUGUUUUAUAAUUAUAUAUUUGAAGUCAAAGAAUAAUCUGUAAUAUUCUGGGUGGGCCUGGGUCUAAUUUGGUUGGUCCCGGCCCACCCUUGGCAAUGCCACUGGUUUAAAGAAUAUAAAAUAGAGAUUUAAAUAGAGAAUUUAAGUUUCAAGCAUAAAGCUGAAAAAACUUAGUGAGGUUCAGUGUUGGGUUACUCAAAAAGUAAUCCACUAUAAAUUACUAAUAACUGUUCAUAUUUUAAUCAGAUUACUUUACUGAUUACUUCUUUGAAAGUAAACAGAUUGCAAAUUUACUUUUAUAAACAUGUUACUAUUACUUUUUAAAACACUUUUUACAGAAACGUUUUUGUCUUUCUGCCCAACAAAUUAAAAUUAAUGUCUAGAUUUUAUCCUUUUUCAUUGUCGCACCUUUCAGCUGUUACAGAAACAUAAAGAGACAUCAUAUUGUAAAUGUAUUAUACAUAAAUAAUAUUAUUUUAGAAAUGUGUAACCCAACUAAUGUACUUAAAAGUAAUUACCUUAACUGAAAUUAACUAACUGUAAUCUGGUUACACAUAUUUUAAAUGUUGCACUACGUUUUGACUUAAAAAGUUUACUUUGUAGUCAGAAUUACACCCAACACUGGUUAGGUUUAUGCUAAAAUAGCAGUUGGUUUAUAUUCUCUGAAAUCAUGUCUCACAUAGUCUAAGAAAUUAAGAAAAUCAAAGAAAGUAAAUGGAUCUUGUUUUUUGAGGAUGUUUAGACAUUUUAAUGGGAAAACUAUAUAUAUAUAUAUAUAUAUAUAUAUAUAUAUAUAUAUAUAUAUAUAUAUAUAUAUAUAUAUGUGU
This is a messenger RNA of Myxocyprinus asiaticus (Chinese sucker), 5208 nucleotides long. Its product is annotated as calsyntenin-2-like. The transcript is spliced from 17 exons. Gene Ontology annotation, cellular component: cell surface; postsynaptic membrane. The coding region runs from base 182 to 3019 and encodes 945 amino acids. Gene Ontology annotation, biological process: positive regulation of synapse assembly; positive regulation of synaptic transmission; homophilic cell-cell adhesion. Gene Ontology annotation, molecular function: calcium ion binding; amyloid-beta binding; X11-like protein binding. The record is from RefSeq and is a predicted model, not a curated record. Lineage: Eukaryota; Metazoa; Chordata; Actinopteri; Cypriniformes; Catostomidae.